Thermothielavioides terrestris NRRL 8126 is the source of this 2016-nucleotide messenger RNA. RefSeq lists its product as uncharacterized. Lineage: Eukaryota; Fungi; Ascomycota; Sordariomycetes; Sordariales; Chaetomiaceae. The annotation marks the transcript as partial. The transcript is spliced from 3 exons. The record is from RefSeq and is a predicted model, not a curated record.
UAUGUCGGAGGCGGCCUGUCGAUUUUGACUCGAAACGAUCUCGAUGGAGCCGAGAACAACGGCUCUGGUGCCAUCCUCAUCAGCCAUCCGGGCGCGUUUGACGCUGGCUACGCGUCCUGCAAGCUUCUCAAUGAGGCGCCGUGGAGCCCGGAGACAGCCGACUUCAAUGCCGCGUUACGCAACUCGCUGGCGUACCAAGAAUACCUGGGCAUCGCGAGGAAGGAUCAACUCUACUGGAUCUCCAAGGCCAAGUCGUGCGACGCUGCGUGCCGGGCAAUCGGGUCGGAUGGGCGAACCCACCAGGUUGACUGCGCGAAGAAGCUGCCGACCCUCUGCACCCAGAGCGCGCCGCUCUCUUCGAGCAGCUCCGACAACAACUCGGCACACUGGCAGGUGCAGCAGGUUGUGGGCAACAAGGUGCUGACGGGCUACCGCGACUACCAUGUGUGGAAGUUCAGGGGCGUCCGGUAUGCUCAGACGCCGGCGCGGUUCACCUACUCGCAAGUCGCCAGCUUCGAGGAGCCCGGAGACGUCAACGCCACCGUCGCCGGAGCGGACUGCUCGCAGCCGAUCGGAGAGGUCACCAGCGGCAGCAGUGAGGAUUGCCUCUUCGCCAACAUUUGGACUCCGUAUCUUCCGCGCGCUGGCGACGAUAAAUCCAAGCUGAAGCCUGUCAUGCUCUAUCUGUACGGCGGCGGCUGGACAUCCGGCUCGGGCAAGAACCCCAACACGGACGGCACCAACCUGGCCUCUCGCGGCGACGCAGUGGUGGUCUCGAUCAACUACCGCGUGGGGUCCAUCGGCUUCUUGAAUUUCAACGACGGCGUACACAAUGGCAACUACGGCAUCUCGGACAUGGUCACGGCGCUCGAGUGGUUGAACAAGUACAUCAAGAACUUCGGCGGCGAUCCCGACAACGUCAUGGUGUUCGGCGAGUCAGCCGGCGCCGGAAGCACCCACGUCUUGCUCGCAGUCCCCAAGGCCAAGGGCCUUUUCCACCGCGCCGCGAUGCAGUCCUCGCCCGAAGGCUACCCUGGCAACGGCAAGCUGACCUCGACUCCCUAUUACGCCAGCACGGAGCAGAACUACAACUCCACGACGACGAAAGUCUUGAGCGCAGCCGGCUGUGGGAACGAGACUACCAGCGCCGACCAGAUUGCCUGUCUCAGCAAACUGAGCGGCUUCGAGCUUGUCAGCCUGCCUGCCAAUGCAAACGCCAUCGUGAUGGAUGGCGUCUACGUGCCUACCCACGAACUCAUCGUCAACUCGACCUCGGCCAGCCUCGCCACGGCCGUGCCCGUGCUGGCCGGCAUCAACCGCGACGAAGUGGGCGUCUUCCUCAGCGCGGGCGCCUACCCGCCGCCGGCCAACGCCACCUUCACGAGCUACCUGGACGCGGUGGCGCAGCAAGCCUUCGGCGCGCCGCCCGGCCUGUCCUCCCUGUUCGGCCUCGACAAGUUCACGGCGGCGGAGCCGUUCCCGGGCCUGCCGGCGGCGCUCUUCGACGGCACGGCGACGCCGGAUGAGAUCUUCAACGCCACGAUCCGCUUCGCGACCGACUGGCUCUUCGUGUGCUACGACCUCGCGCUGGCCUACUCGGCGGCCAAGCACCGCGCGUUCGCGGCGACGUACUACUUCCAGUUCAACCGCACGUACUCGCCGCGCGGGUACACGCAGCCGUGGUGCGACCCCCCGGCCACCGCGGCGGCGGCGACGGCGGCGGCGGCGGGCCCGCACGGCGACCCGGACGCCGAGUACUUCAAGUGCCACGCGGGCGAGCAGAUGGUGGUGUUCGCGACGGAGGCGCGCGCUGGCGCGCCCGACCGCGACGGCCUCGACGUCCCCUUCAUGCAGCUGGUGGUGGACUACUGGGCGGCGUUUGCGCGCACGGGGGACCCGAACCCGGCGCCGGGCUGGCUGCGCGCGCGCGGCUACGACGGCACGCUGCGCGAGCUGCAGAGGGUCGGGCGCUGGGAGGCAGUCGAUGCGGAUAACCCGACCAUGAGACUGCUGCAG